Molecule: messenger RNA, 1272 nt
Organism: Vigna radiata var. radiata (mung bean)
Lineage: Eukaryota; Viridiplantae; Streptophyta; Magnoliopsida; Fabales; Fabaceae
Product: protein FAR1-RELATED SEQUENCE 5-like
Exons: 1
Coding region: 1-1272 (423 amino acids)
Biological process (GO): regulation of DNA-templated transcription
Molecular function (GO): zinc ion binding
Source: RefSeq, a predicted model, not a curated record
AUGAAAGAUUUGAACAACGACUUCUACUAUGACAUUGCAUUGGACGAAGGAAAUAGAAUAUGUUCUGUGUUUUGGGCAGAUACAAGAACUAGAGUCGCGUGUGAAGAAUUUGGUGACGUUGUGUCCUUCGACACCACUUACUUGACAAAUAAGUAUGACAUGCCCUUUGCUCCGUUUGUAGGAGUUAAUCAUCAUGGUCACUCUAUUUUACUGGGAUGUGGAUUGCUUUCUUCCGAAGACACUGUGUCAUUUGUGUGGUUGUUUGAAUCUUGGUUGAGAUGCAUGGGACAUAAGGCGCCUAAUGGGAUCAUAACGGAUCAAUGCAGGGCAAUGGUGAAUGCCAUUGCAGAAGUUUUUCCAAAUACAAGACACGGGUGGUGUUUAUGGCACAUAAUGAAGAAGUUGCCCGAAAAAUUUCAAGGGUUCAAAAAUUAUGUUGCCAUCAAAUCAGAUAUACAUGCGCUUGUCUAUGAUUGUGGGUCGCCAUGGGACUUUGAGAAUGGAUGGGAACAACUACUUACGAACCAUGCCUUGGAGGGGAAUGAUUGGUUUUGUACUCUUUAUGAGGAAAGAAGAAAAUGGGUACCAUGUUACUUAAGGAGUGAUUUCUGGGCCGGCAUGUCAACUACACAAAGAAGUGAGAGUAUGAAUGCCUUUUUCGAUGGAUUUAUAAAUUCAAGCACAACACUUCAACAGUUUGUGGUUCAGUUUGACAAUGCCCUUAGAGUAAAGGCACAAAAGGAAAUACAAGUUGACUUCUCCUCGCUUAACACCACGAUUGGUUAUGGCUCACAAUCACCUAUUGAGAGACAAUUUCAAUUGGAGUACACACAUGAAGAGUUUGAGGAAGUCCAAACAGAGUUUUGGUCUAGAAUGAAUUGUUUUAUCAAGAACACUUUGAAGGACAAUUUUUUGAAUACUUACUCAAUAAAAGAGGAGCGGAUGUUCGAGGGUAAAUGUGCAGAUAAAUUUUAUACGGUUGAAUUUGAUCCAAUCACUAACAACACCACGUGUUCUUGCCUCUUGUUUGAGUUUAGAGGCAUAAUUUGCCGCCAUUCGCUAUUGGUAUUUGGUCAGGAAGAUAUCUGCAAUGUGCCAUCAAAAUACGUUCUUCAGCGUUGGAAUAAAAAUAUUUGUAGAAGGCACACGCUAAUUAUAGCAGCGUACAGUACUUCAAAGCUUCAACCGACCAUGCAAAAAUACCAACUAUUGUGCAAAAAAUUCUACGGAAUAGCGGAGGUCGCUUGUGAAUCCGAAGUUUUCUCAAAUUAG